AUGGUGACUUCGCGAGCGAUACAGGAAUCGUCUAUGAUUGUCACCGACGUUCGCCCUCACAUCGGUUACAUGAAUUUGAGAAGACCCCCCACACUGCAGCUCGUCACAUCGCAGCUUGAUGGCCUGUUGGAACUGAGUCCGUCAAUAUUCAGACUGCAGGCCUUAUUCAAAACCUUUGUCCCACUUUGCAACGGCUUGAUCGUCGACGUUACGGACAUCCACGGCGCAAUAACUAGAGAAGGAGGCAGCUACAUGCAAGGCAGUCCUACGCAAGACUACGAUUUUUCUCCAUAUCCUUCUCCUCCUCUCAUUAACGACCAGAUGCGCUCGGGACAGCUUGGAGGCGAGCUUUCGUCACAGCGAAUGCUAUCCAGUGUACCCACACCUCACGAGUCGACAAGUCUUUAUAGCAACACUGCUCGUCCUCUUAAUCGGGACUGGGCACCCAGUCUCCACACUAGUCUGAAGCUCGUGCUAAUUUUCCAGUUUUCCUUGUUCACGGAGAGUUCGACAUGUCCUAAUUCUCCGAUAUUUGAUGACGGCAUAUGGAACUUCGGACCGUCCAAGCUGCCACCUUCAAUGUAG
Molecule: messenger RNA, 585 nt
Organism: Paraphaeosphaeria sporulosa
Lineage: Eukaryota; Fungi; Ascomycota; Dothideomycetes; Pleosporales; Didymosphaeriaceae
Exons: 2
Coding region: 1-585 (194 amino acids)
Source: RefSeq, a predicted model, not a curated record